UUUCUUGGCAGGAAAUUCUUUUGUACUGUUGCUUAGUCACACUUGUUCGUCAGUCUUUGAGUCCUCAAGGGAAGAAUUUACGUAAAGAUGGAAACUAAAGUACAAUUGUUCUGUCAGGCAGAAGAAAAUAUUGACAUAGUGGAUGCUGGCUCUCAUUCUUUUGCAACUGACUUGCCAUCAAGAAAUAUUUACAGCAAGAAGUACAUCAAGUUUUCUAAAACAACAGAGAAGAAAAUUUCACCAUUAAUUUCACCUGAUAUUAGGGGUUUGAGCCCAGAACACAAAAAAACGUAUGAAACAUCAGUAUUCCUACAUGAAGAAAAAUACUCUGACAAAAUCAGGAAAAAGAAAAGUUUACAACUGCAUAGUAAAAGAACUGAGAUUAUCUCUUCCUCUGUGAAGCUGUCAAAGGAGAAGAUAACUAAGAAAGAAAGCUCUUUAUGUAAGUUGCCGAAUCAGUACAGAGUUCACAGGACUUCAUCACCUAUAAGAAAAUCUUCAAUUACUGGGAAAAAGGAAACACUUUCUAAACUCUAUCAGACGUUAUAUGAUGAAGUACCCUGCGGACACUUGUACUCACAAGAGCUAAAUGCACUUCAGAAAGCCUGUAAACUUUUUAGUAAAAUUCAGAAUGGUAAGAUUUACGUGAAUGAUCUGCCAGUGAUCCUAUGCACCUUGAAGAUUUCUGUAAAUGAUUCAGAAAUGCGACAGGCACUAAAGACUAUUGGUAUUGAUGGUAAUGGACUGCUGGAUUUUUCAACUUUCCUUAAGGCUUUGAAUGAUGUUUCUUAUUGGGUCUCUCAGGAUCCAGCAUUCCAGGAUGCCUUGAAGAUAUUCUGUAGAAUAAAAGAUGGUCAAGUUGCAACUGAUGAAUUGGCUCCAGUUUUGAGUAGUAUGAAUAUCUUUGUAGAUCCUGAGACUGUUCAAGAGACGAUAAACUAUACCUUUGUUGACAGUAACAACAUGGUGGAUAUGGGAAAUAUUAUAUUUAUAUUGAAUGAACUACAAGAACAGUAUGAGGAUGUUUCAAUUAUGGAAGAGCCAGACCUGGAUGAAACUACUUCAGUUCGAAAGUUAUCAAAGCUAUCUCGACGCUCUCUACAAUUUAAGAAGAUAGGCAGUUUACCUUCCAGACUGUCUGAAAUUUCAGUAACCCAAAAGUUAAACAGAAAAAGCCUCCAACAUCAUAGUAAAAUUAUGGAGAAUAAUGAUAACCUUGAAUUUAAAAGUCCAAAAAAUACUUGGCAAAUAAAAAAAAUCUUGGAAGAAGAUGAUGACAGUGAUGUAGGAUCCCAGGAAUCAUACCCAAAGGAUGGCAUAAACCUAAAAAAACAUUCAGACAAGGCUGAAAUUCAUGACUUAAAAUAUAAACCACAAAGGUUGAAGAGUAUUUCAAACUUCAAAAAGUCUCUGGAUAAAAGUGAUAUUUCUAGUAUUUCAGAGUUAAAGAAGCCAGCUGUAAGAAGGCAUUCCAGCUUGCUGAAAGAGAUUUCAUCUAAGGAAAAAACUGCAAUUGAUACUCUGGAUUUAGAAAGUGUCUGUAAAGCUAUCCGUAAACUCAAAGAAAAUUACGUUGCUGCAGAAGAACUUCAGUCCAUUUUGCCUUCAGUAGGAAUUACUUUAUCAGAUAAAGAGUUCCAGAAGAUUGUGACAGACACUACUAGAAAUGAAAAUGAAAUGGUGAAGUUAGAUGAUUUUAUGAGAGCUCUUGCCAAGGAGCGAAGUCUCUCCAAAUGUGCUGGAUUAUCUGAUGUCAUUAAAGCCAUUGAUAAAAUCAAAGAGGAAAAUGUCGAUUGUGAGGAUCUGAAUACUUGUCUUCAAAAUUUUGGAGUUUAUCUUUCUAAGUCAGAAUUUGAGAAGAUCAAAGAUAUGACUCACGUUGAUGAAAUGAGAAAAGUAAAUUUUAAAGAAUUCGUUGAUAAUAUGAUGAACAACACGGAACGCUUCUCUGAAAAAUUAUUAUUGCCUGAUGCUAUUGAAAACCUCAACAAUCUCAGCAAAGAGAAGAUGAAUGUUUCUGACCUGUGGAACAUUCUGUCUAGUUUGAAUAGUAAUUUAAAAAAAGACGAGUUCUUAGCUGCCAUGAAACUAGCACCAGUUGAUGAAGGUCACAAAGUACAAUUUGAAGAAUUGGCAGAAGUGGCAAGGAAUGUACAUGAUGCCUCAAGAUUAGAUGAAUUAAAGAAGGUUACCUUUGCCCUCAAUUUACUUGAAGGUGACAUGAUAGCUGGGAAGAAUUUAGAAGACUUCCUAAGAAAUAUUGGGAUUAAGUCACCUAAAGAAGAGGUAGAGAAAAUUCUUCAAUCAGAUUUUAUUUCUGAAGAUAACAUGGUGAAUAUUAAAGACUGUAUGAGGGCUUUGAGGGACACCAAGAAGUUUUCCAAUUUUAUGGCAUUGAAUGAGGCCAUCAACACAUUGGACCGCAUGAAAGAAAGUUAUCAAUCUGAUAAUGACAAACAUUCAGAUGCACUUGAAAACACCGCUGUACCUUAUUUCACUGAUGAAACCCUUCAAGGGAUACUGGAUGAUUCCUAUGUUGAGGAGAUUAAAGAAACUGCAUACGUCUUAUCACAUGUUGAUAAUGGCAGAAUUAGUAUAUCUAACUUGGAGCAUGCCUUGAAAAAUUUAAAUGUUAAUUUAACUGAGGAGGAUUUCAGUGAAGCUCUUAAACGUUGUGACAUCAAUGAAAAUAUGGAGGUGGAUUUAAAAGAAUUCUUAAUGGAAGUGAAAGAAAUUCCAUGUUUCAAAAAGUCCAUAGCUACACAGCUACUCUUAGCUACUUCCCAAAUUCUUCAAAAUGAUCUAAUUGAUGUCUCUGACCUCAAGACAUCAUUGAUGAACAAUGAGCUUUAUGGAGCUAAUGCCAUACUUGAUGAAGUGUUAAGACAUAAGCCUGAACAUGAAAAUGGCAAGAUGACCAUUCAAGAAUUUAUGUCUAAGGUCUCUAAUACAUUGACAAUUCCUAAUGAUGCAGAUUUAUUUCAAGAGAUUGCAACUGUUGAUAAGAUUAGAAAUGAGAAGAUGCCUGUAAAUGAAAUGAGCUCCAGACUCUUGAGUACUGGAGUUCCAUUAAGCAGCAAGACAUUCCAGGAGAUCCUGAGACAAGCAUCUAUUGAUGAAAAUAGUGAAGUAAGCCUCAAACAACUUUUGGAGACUUUGAACACAAGGAAGCCAGUUCCGGUGUUUGAAAAUAUACACAGUGCCCUCAAUACUGUCAACCUGAUGAACUGUGACAGAAUUCAAGUUAAUGACUUGAAAGAUGCUUUUGAUGACCUUGGUGUUCCUUUAAAGCGUGAAGAAUAUGAGAUGUUAGAGAAAACGCUUGAUAUUGAUGAAAAGGGGGACAUUUCCCUAAAGACUGCCCUUUUAGCAUUGAAGAGCAAUAAGCGUUUUCAGGAUUUUAGAGAGGUUAAUGAACUUGCAAAGGCCUUAGACAAGGUCACCAAUGAAAAGGUUCAUGUUGAUGACAUAAAAUCUAUACUGAAAGGCUUGGGGAUUUAUUUUCCAGAGGAGGAGCUACAGGAAGUACUCACAUCCACUACCAUUGAUAACAAAGGAAAUGUGGUCUUAAAAGAUUUCAUGACUGGGUUGACAAAAACGCCAUAUUUUACUAAAAGUUCAGAAAUAGAAGGCCCCUUGAAAGCCCUGGCCUCCAUUAGGAGAAAUGUGACCAAUCCUGAUGACCUAGGUUCCAUAAUGAAAAGUAUAGGAGUUCCAGUGUGCCAAGAUGUGAUUCAAAGAACACUGAAGAAUGUGACUUUCAGGGAGGAUGGGACAGUGAAUUUAGAAGAGUUUAUGGACAAUUUAAGCAGUUCAAGAUUUUCAUCUCUACGUGAAAAAUUCAACAGUGAGGCCAUCUGGACAUGGAAUUUUCUUUAUGGAGAUAGGGUUGAUGUCAGCAACCUAGACACUUUUCUAGGAAACAUGAGAAUGGAGAUGCCAGUUAAACAAUUGAGUGAGUUUCCAAAGGACCUGUCACUUGAAGUUGCUAAAAAAGUGAACAAGAAGAAAGGGAUAAAAGAUAGGAGGGUAUCUAUAGGAGGAAAGAUUGAUGUCAGUAAUGUGAAUUCUGUUCUGGAAAGCAUGGCUAUAAAACUUACAGAAGACGAACAGCAGGAUCUUCUAGAACACAUUUCAGCUACUGAAAUGAAGAAACAGAGACAUACAACAGCUGAUGAAGAUCUGGAUAUGAAUACAUUGAAAGAGAUUGUGAAGAAUCUUAAAGAAAAAAUCGAGGUCUGUAACCUGGACAACUUCCUGGACAAUAUGGGGAUUGAACUUACAUAUGAGGAACAAAAGGAGUUGGUAAAUCAUCUCCCAGCUAAUGCUGAUGGGAAGAUAAAUCAGCUUAAAUUGAUGAAUACCAUGAAGACUCUUAAAAGAGGCAAGGUUUCUGCCAAAAAUCUAAACACUGUUCUGGAGAAUUUGGGAGUGGAGCUCACAGAGCAGGAAUUUCAGAACCUACAAAAACAUUUAUCAGUUGAUGUUAAUGAGAAUGUAGAUCUGAAUACACUUCUGGAUGAAGUUAAGGUUCUUAAAGAUGAGAGAAAAAUAAGUCAGAGGAAGCUGAUAGAUACAGCAGAGGCUGUUAAAGCUGAUGGGAGAGUUGAAGUUAAUAAACUGAUGAAUGUAGCUAAAGCUAUUACAGGAAAGAAAAUUGAUUCCAGGGAUGUUCAAAAUAUUCUGGGGAACAUGGCAAUUAAACUCACAGAUAAAGAAAGCUUGCAGCUGCUGAAAACUUUGUCAGUGGAUGGGUUGAAAGUUGAUGUUCACGACCUUGACACUGUCCUUGGAAACAUGGCAAGCAAACUCACAACUGAGGAACUUAAUGAUCUAAUUCCAGAUCUAUCAGUUGAUGCUGAUGGGAAGGUUGAUGUCAGUGUCUUAAUGGAUAGAGUAAAAGCUGUUACAGGGGGAGACGUCGAUGUCAAUGACAUGGAAAAAGUUCUGGGAAACAUGAGGAUAGAACUAACAGAUAAGGAACACUGGGUGUUGAUGAACAGUCUGCCAGUUGAUGGAGAAAAGGUUGAUGUUAAUGAUAUUAAAAGUAUUCUGGAAAAUAUGGGGAUAGAGCUCACACCUAAAGGAAGACUGGAGCUGAUGAACAAUCUGCCAGUUGAUUCUAAUGGAAAGGUCUCUCAGAAGAGAUUGAUGGAUGGUGUGAAAUCCCUUAAAGGUGGGGUUGUUGAUGUCAGUAAACUGGACACUGUUUUGCAAAACAUGGAGGUGAAUCUCACAGAAAAGGAAAUUAGUGACAUUAAGCAAAACUUACCAGUUGAUGUUAAUGGGAAAGUUGAUAUGAAAAUGUUAAUGGAAGGAUUGAAAGCUUUUACUGGAAAAAAAGUUGAUGCCAGUGACUUGGAGAAAGUUCUGGGAAAUAUGGGGAUCCAGCUCACAGAACAGGAGCUUAAAAAGCUGCAAAAAACUCUGCCAGUUGAUGAUGCUGGAAAGGUAUUUCAGAAGAAUUUAUUGGAUACUGUAAAGUCUCUCCAAGUAGGGAAGGUUAAUGCGAACAAUCUGGAUGCUGUUCUGGGACACAUGGGGAUCAAGCUCAAAGGAAAGGAAUAUGAAAGGCUAAUGGAAAACCUACCUAUUAAUGAUAAUGGGAAGGUUGAUGUCAAUAACUUGAUGGAUGCUUUAACAACGGUUACAGGAAAAGCCAUUGAUGUCAGUGACCUCGAAAAUGUACUAGAAAAUAUGGGGAUAGAGUUCACAGAUAAGGAACGAGAAAAGCUAAUGAAAAACAUGCCAAUUGAUGCUGAUGGAAAGAUCUAUAAUAAUAGACUGAUGGAUGGUUUGAAGUCUCUUAAAGGAGGGAUUAUUGAUGCCACUAAAGUGGAGCCUCUUUUGCAAAACAUGGGAAUGAACCUUGCAGAAAAUGAAAUUAGUGAUUUGACACACAAUCUGCCAGUUGAUGUUCAUGGGAAGAUUGAAAUGAAAAAGCUUAUGGAUGGAAUGAAAGCUUUUACAGGGAAAAAGAUUCAUUCCAGUGACCUGGAGAAUGUUCUGGGAAACAUGGGGAUUGAGCUCACAGACAAGGAACUCAUAAAGCUGCAGGAAACUCUGCCAGUUGAUGCUGCCGGAAAUGUGUUUCAGAAGAGAGUGUUAGAUGGCGUGAAAUCUAUCAAAGGGGGGAAGGUUAAUGCCAAUAACCUGGACACUGUCCUGGGAAACCUCGGGAUCAAGCUCACACAAAAGGAACAUGAAAGUCUAACAGAAAAUCUGCCACUUAGUGCUAACGGGAUGGUUGAGCUCAAUAAAUUGAUGGAUGCAGUGACAGCUGUUACAGGAGGAGAAGUUAAUAUCAGUGAUAUGGAAAAUAUUCUGGGAAAAAUUGGGAUAGAACUCACCGAUAAGGAAUGCUUGGAACUAGAGAAAAAUCUGCCAGUUGAUGCUGAUGGAGAGGUGUAUAACAAUAGGCUGAUGGAUGGUGUGAAAGCCCUUAAAGGAGGGAUUGUUGAUGUCAAUAAACUGGACACUGUUCUGGAAAACAUGGGAAUGAAACUCACAGGAACGGAAAGAAAAGAUUUGAUAAAGAAGCUGCCUGUGGACGUUAAUGGGAAAGUUGAAAUGAAAAAGUUGAUAGAUGGAAUGAAAGCUUUUACUGGAAAAAAGAUUGAUGCCAAUAAUCUGCUGAAAGUUCUGGGAAACAUGGGGAUUGAGCUCACAGAAAAAGAUCAUGUGAAGCUGCUAGAAACACUGCCAAUUGAUGAUACAGGAAAGGUGUAUCAGAACAGAUUGUUGAAUGGUGUGAAGUCUAUCAAAGGAGGAAUGGUUAAAGGCAAUAACCUAGACUGUGUUCUGGAAAACCUGGGGGUUGAACUCACAGAAAAGGAACGUGAAAGUCUGACAAAAAAUCUUCCACUUAAUGCUAAUGAGAACGUUGAUCUCCAUAUGUUGAUGGAAGCAGUGGAAACUAUUACAGGAGGAGAAGUUGAUGUCAGUGAUGUCGAAAAUGUUCUUGGAAAAAUGGGGAUAACAUUCACAGAUAAGGAACUUGUGAAACUAGUAAAAAAUCUACCAGUUAAUUCUAAUGGAAAAGUCUACAAGAGUAGAUUACUGGGUGAUUUGAAGCCUCUGAAUGGAGGGACUGUUGAUGUCAAUAACCUGGACCUAAUUUUGAGAAACCAGGGACUGAAACUCACAGAAGAAGAAAUUAAUGAUCUGAAAGGGAACCUGCCCAUUGAUGCAGAUGGGAAAGUUACAAUGAGAAAGUUGUUAGAUGGAUUAAAGGCUUUUACAGGAGAAAAGGUUGAUGUGCAGUAUUUACCAGAUAUUUUGAGCAACAUCGGGAUUGAGCUGACAGACAAAGAACAAGUGAAGCUACUACAAAUGCUGCCAGUUGAUGCUGCCAGGGAGAUCUAUAAAAAUAGAUUGCUGGAUGGUGUGAAGUCUUUCAAAAGAGGGAAAGUUAAAAGAAGUAAAAUCAAUACUGUUCUAGAAAACAUGGGAAUCCAGCUCACUGAAAAGGAGUGUAACAGUCUAGCAGAAAAUCUACUAGUUAAUGCUAAUGGGACAGUUGAGCUCAAUAAAUUGAUGGAUGAAGUGACAGCGAUUACAGGAGGAGAAGUUAAUGUAAGUGAUAUAGAAAAUAUUCUGGAAAAAAUUGGGAUAAACCUCACAGAUAAGGAAUGGUUGGAACUAGAGAAAAAUCUGCCAGUUGAUGCUGAUGGAAAGGUGUAUCAGAAUAGGUUGAUGGAUGGUGUGAAAGCCCUUAAAGGAGGGAUUGUUGAUGUCAAUAAACUGGACACUGUUUUGGAAAACAUGGGAAUGAAACUCACAGGAACGGAAAGAAAAGAUUUGAUAAAGAAGCUGCCUGUGGACGUUAAUGGGAAGGUUGACAUGAAAAAGUUGAUGGAUACCAUGAAAGCUUUUACUGGAAAAAAGGUUGAUGCCAGUAAUCUGCUGAAAGUUCUGGGAAACAUGGGGAUUGAGCUCACAGAAAAGGAUCAUGUGAAGCUGCUAGAAACACUGCCAAUUGAUGAUGCAGGAAAGGUGUAUCAGAAUAGAUUGUUGAAUGGUGUGAAGUCUAUCAAAGGAGGAAUGGUUAAAGUCAAAAACCUAGACACUGUUCUGGAAAACCUGGGGGUUGAACUCACAGAAAAGGAACGUGAAGGUCUGACAGAAAAUCUGCCACUUAGUGCUAGUGGGAAAGUUGGUCUCAAUGUAUUGAUGGAAGCAGUGGAAACUAUUACAGGAGGAGAGGUUAAUGCCAGUGAUGUGGCAGAUGUUCUGGAUAAAAUGGGAAUAACAUUCACAGAUAAGGAAUGUGUGGAAAUGGUAAAAAAUCUGCCAACUAAUGCUAAUGGAAAAGUCUACAAGAAUAGAUUACUGGGUGAUUUGAAGCCUCUUAAGGGAGGGAUUGUUGAUGUCAAUAAACUGGACCUAAUUUUGAGAAACCAGGAAUUGAAACUCACAGAAGAAGAAAUUAAUGAUCUGAAAAGGAACCUGCCCAUUGAUGAAAAUUGGAAUGUUGCAAUGAAAACGUUGUUGGAUGGAUUAAAAGCUUUUACAGGAGAAAAGAUUGAUGUGCGAUAUACACAGGAUAUUCUGAGGAACAUGGGGAUUGAGCUAACAGACAAAGAACAAGUGAAGUUGCUACAAACGCUGCCAGUUGAUGCUGCUGGAAAGACCUAUAAAAAUAGAUUGCUGGAUGGUGUGAAGUCUUUCAAAGGAGGGAAAGUUAGAAGAAGUAAAAUGAAUACUGUUCUAGAAAACAUGGGAAUCCAACUCACAGAAAAGGAGCUUAACAGUCUAGCAGAAAAUCUACCAGUUAAUGCUUCUGGGAAGGUUGAUCUGAAUAAGUUGAUGGAUGGAGUGAAAGCUAUCACAGGAGACAAAGCCAAUAUCAGAGAAAUCAAAAAUAUUCUAGAAAGUAUCGGGGUGGAACUCACAGAGAAGGAACAUUCAGAGUUGAUGAAAAAUCUACCUGUUGAUGUUGACGAAAAUUUCUAUCAGAAUAGGUUGAUGGAUGGUGUGAAGUCUCUUAAAGGAGGGAAAGUUGAUAUCAGAAAACUGGACACAGUACUGAGAAACAUGGGGAUGAAAAUUUCAGAAAUGGAGCUUAAAGAUAUGGCAAAGAAUCUACCAGUGGAUGUUGAUGGGAAAGUUGAUAUGAGAAAGAUGGUGGAUGGAAUGAAAGCUUUUACAGGAGAAAAGAUUGAUGUUGAUGAUCUCCAAAACACUCUAGAAAGCAUGGGGAUUGAGCUCACGGAAGAGGAAUCCUUAAAUCUGAAGAAAACCCUGCCAGUUGAUGAUACUGGGAUGGUAUUUCAGAAUAGAUUGUUGGACGGAGUGAAGUCUCUCAAAGGAGGAAACGUUAAUGUCAAUAGCAUAGAUACCAUUCUGGAAAAUAUGGGGAUCAAACUCACAGAACCAGAGCUUCAAAGUCUAACAGAAAGCCUACCAGUUAAAGCUAAUAGGAAGAUUGGUCUUGAUGAACUGAUGAAUGGAUUGAAAACUCUUAUGGGAGGGCAGAUUUAUGACAGUGAUGUGAAAAAUGUUCUGGGAAACAUAGGGAUAGAACUCACAGAAAAAGAGUGCUUGAAGCUCCUGCAAAAUCUGCCAAUAGAUGAUGGAAAGAUCUAUCAAAAUAGGCUGAUGGAUGGUGUGAAGUCUCUUAAAAGAGGGACUGUUGAUAUCAAUAAACUGAACACAGUUCUAGGAAACAUGGGCAUGAGCCUCACAGAAAAGGAACUUAAAGAUCUGACACAGAAUUUGACAGUGGAUGUUGAUGGGAAAGUCACUCUGAAAAAGGUGAUGGAUGGAAUGAAAAAUUUCUCAGGAGUAAAGGUUGAUGGCAGUGACCUUCAACAAGUUCUGGGAAACAUGGGGAUUGAGCUGACAAAGGUGGAAUGCUCAGAGCUGGAGAAAACCCUGCCAGUUGAUGCUGCUGGACAGGUGUUUCAGAAUAGGGUGUUGGAUGGUGUAAAGUCUCUUAAAGGAGCGAUGGUUAACGUCAGUGACCUGAACAAAGUUCUUGGAAACUUUGGAAUUAAACUCACAGAAAAAGAACUUGAAGGUCUGACAGAAAACCUUCCAGCUGAUGUUAAUGGGAAGAUUGUUCUCAGUAAGCUAAUGGAUAAAGUAAAAGCUGUUAUAGGAGAGGACAUUGAUAUCGCUGACAUACAAAAUUUUCUGGAAAACAUGGGGAUAGAACUUACAGAUAAAGAAUGCUUGGAGUUGGUGAAAAAGCUGCCAGUUGUUGCUGAUAGAAAGAUUUAUCAGAAUAGAUUGCUGGAAGGUAUGAAGACUUUUAGAGGAGGGAAAAUUGAUGUUGAUAAACUGGACACAGUUCUGGAAAACAUGGGGAUGAACCUCACAGAAAAGGAACUCAAAGAUCUGAUACAGAGCCUGCCAGUUAACGUUGAUGGGAAAGUUGGCAUGAAGAAGGUGAUGGAUGAAGUGAAAGCUUUCACAGGUGAGAAGAUUGAUGUCAAUAACCUGGAUGCUGUACUAAGAAGUAUGGGGAUUGAACUUGCUGAUAUGGAAUAUACAAAGCUGCUGAAAACAUUGCCAGUUAGUGGUGAUGGAAAGGUGCAUAAGAAUAGAUUACUGAAAGGUGUGAAGUCUCUCAAAAGAGGAAAAGUUGAUAUCAGCCACCUGUACCCUCUUCUGGAAAAAAUGGAUAUGAAGCUUACUGAAAAAGAACUCAUACAGCUGAGAGAAAUCCUGCCUGUUGAUGCUAAUGGAAAGGUUGAUCUGAAUAAGGUGAUAGAUGGUAUGAAAGAAAUUACAGGAGGAAAGGUUGAUAUCAAUGACAUGAAAACUGUUCUGGAAAACAUGGGGAUAGAACUCACAGAUAAUGAAUACUUGAAACUGGUGGGAAAUCUGCCAUUUGAUGAUGAUGACAAGAUCUAUCAAAAUAGGUUACUAGAAGGUGUGAAGUCUCUUAAAAGUGGGAAAGUCAAUGUCAACAACCUGGAGAAUAUACUGGAUAAUAUGGGAAUCAAGCUCGCAUAUAAGGAACUUAAAGAUCUGGCUCAAAAUCUCCCUGUUGGCGUUGAUGAGAAGAUUUCUCUAGAAACACUGAUGAAUAAAGUGAAAGUUUAUACAGGAGAGAAGGUUGAUUCUAAAAAUCUGAAAAAUGUCCUGGGAAACCUGGGGAUUGAGCUCACAGAUAAGGAACAAGAGAAGCUACUGAAAACACUGCCGACUGAUGCUGCUGGAAAGGUGUUUCAUCAGAGAUUGCUGAAGGGUGUGAAAUUUUUCAAGGGGGGAAUGAUUCACGCAAAUAACCUGGAUAAUACUCUAGAAAAGUUGGGAAUCAAGCUCACAGAAGAGGAACUAACAAAGCUGUCAGAAAAUCUACAAGUUGAUGCUAAUGGGAAGGUUGACCUGAAAAAGGUGAUGGAUGGAAUAAAAGCUACUACAGGAGGGGAGGUUGAUGGCAGAGAUGUGAAAUCAGUUCUGAGAAGCAUGGGAAUAGAGCUCACAGAUAAGGAAAGCUUGGAACUUGUAAAAAAUCUGCCUUUCAAUGAUGAUAACCAGGUCUUUAAGAACAGGUUGCUAGAAGGUGUGAAAUCUCUUAAAGGUGGGAAGGUCAAUGUCAACAACCUGGACACUACUCUGGACAACCUGGGAAUCAAACUCUCAGAUGAAGAACUUAAAGAUCUGAUGCAAAGCAUAUGUGUUGGUGUUGAUAAGAAAAUUUCUCUAGAAACAUUGAUGGAAAAAGUCAAAGAUUUUACAGGGGAGAAGAUUGAUUCUAGUGAUCUAAAACAUGUGCUGGGAAACCUAGGAAUUGAACUCACAGAUAAAGAACUAGAGAAGCUGCUGAAAACACUGCCAGUUGAUGCUGCUGGAAAGGUAUAUCAUAAUAGGGUGCUGAAGGGUAUAAAGUCUCUCAAAGAGGGGAAGAUAAAUAAGAAUAACCUCCGUACUAGUUUGGAGAAAAUGAAGGUCAAACUCACAGAAGAGCAAUUUGCUGAACUUUCAGAAAACCUACAAGCUGAUGCAAAUGGGAUGGUUGAUCUGUAUAAUGUGAUGGAAGGAGUAAAAGCCAUUACAGGGAAAGUUGAUGUCAAAAACCUGAAAACCAUUCUAGGCAACAUGGGAAUAAACCUCACCAAUAAGGAAUUUGAAGAUCUGAUACAAAACCUUCCAGUCAGUGUUGAUAAUAAAGUGGCUCUGAAAACCUUGAAUGAUGAAGUGAAAGCUUUUGCAGGAGAAAAGAUUGAUUCUAAUGACUUCCAAAAAGUUCUAAAAAACGUGGGGAUUGAGCUUACAGAUAAGGAAUGCAAGCAACUGUUGAAAGCAUUGCCCAUUGAUGCUGAUGGAAAGGUGUUUCAAAAUAGAUUGCUGAAGGAUGUGAAGUCUAAUAAAAGAGGGAAGGUUAAUGUAAAUAACUUGGAUACUACUUUAGACUUCAUGGGGGUCAAGCUCACUGAAAAGGAACUUGAUCUGGUAAAGAAUCUUCUGAGUAAUGCCGAUGAGAAAGUUGAUCUGAAAAAACUGAUGGAUAAAGUAGAAGUGGUUACAGGAAGGGAGGUUGAUAUCAAUGACAUAGAAACAGUUCUAAGAAAUAUGGGGAUAGAGCUCACAGAUAAAGACCUCUCAGAACUAAAGAAUAAUCUGCCAGUUGAUGAUGGAAAGGUCUAUCAGAAAAGGUUGCUGGAUGGUAUAAAGUUUCUUAAAGGAGGGAAGAUUGACACCAGUAAAAUGGAUACAGUUUUGGGAAAUAUGGGCAUGAACCUCACUGAAACGGAGCUUAAAGAUCUGACACAAAGCCUGCCAGUUGAUGUUAAUGGUAAGGUUGAUCUGAAAAAGGUGAUGAAUGGAGUGAAGACUUUUACAGGGGAGAAAGUUGAUACCAGUAAACUUGACAGUGUUUUGGAAAACUUGGGGAUUGAGCUCACACAUAAUGAACGCAUGAACUUGCUGAAGACACUGCCAAUUAAUGAUGAUGAAAAAGUGCAUCAGAAAAGGUUGAUGAAAGGCAUAAAAUCUCUCAAACAAGGGAAUGUUGAUGUCGAUAAACUGGAUACAUUUUUAGAAAACAUGGGGGUCAAGGUCACAGAAAAAGAAUUCAUGGAUCUGACAAAAAGACUGCCAGAUGAUGGUAGAGGGAAAGUCAAACUAAAUAAGUUGAUGGAAGAAUUGGAUGCUGUUUUAGGAGAGCAAAUAGAUGUUAGUGACCUAGAAAAUAUUCUGAGAGAUAUGAAAAUGGAGGUCACAGAUAACGACUACUUCGAUUUAGUAAAAGCUCUUCCAGUAGAUGCUGAAGGCAAGGUGUAUCAAAAAAGGCUGCUGGAUGGUGUGAAGACUCUUAAAAGAGGAAAAGUUGAUGAGAGUAACCUGGACACAUUUCUGGAAACUAUGGGGAUUGAACUCUCACGUAAAGAACUCGAAGAUUUUUCGCAAAACCUACCAGUUGAUGUUGAAGGGAAGAUUGAUCUGAAGAACAUAAUAGCGAGAAUGAAAGAUUUUACAGGAGAGAAAAUUGAUGUCAGUGAUCUGAAAAAUGUUCUUGGAGACAUGGGGAUAGAAGUCAAUGAUAAGGAAUGCCUAGAAAUGCAGAAAUUACUGCCAAUUGAUGGUGAUAAAAAAGUAUUUCUGAAUAGAUUGCUAACAGGUUUGAAGUCCUUCAAAGGAGGAAAAGUUGAUGUCAAUAACCUGAACACAAUCCUGGGAAACAUGGGGAUCAAGCUCAAAAAUAAGGAACUUAAAAGUGUGAUACAAAAUCAGCUUAUUGAUGCUAAUGGAAAGGUUCCUCUGAAAAAGGUGAUGGAUGACGUGAAAGCAGUCAUAGGAGAAAAAGUUAAUGUCAAAGAUAUGAAAAAUUUUCUGGAAGACCUUGGGAUAGAAAUCACAUCUAAAGAAUGCUUAGAACUGGCAAAAUGUCUGCAAAUUGAUGAUGAUGGAAAUAUAUAUCAAAGUAGAUUGCUAGAUGGUGUGAAAUCUCUCAAAGGUGGGAAGGUUGAUGUCAGUAAACUGGAAAACAUUUUGGAAAACAUGGAAAUCAAGAUCCCAGAUAAAAAAGUUAAAGAUUUGUCACAAAACCUACCAGUUGAUGCUUCUGGGAAGACUGAUCUGCAUAAACUGCUAAAAGAAGUAAAGAAAUUCACAGGAGGAAAAGUUGAAGCCAAGAGCCUACGAAAAGUACUGAGAAGCAUGGGAAUAGAGCUCACAAAUAGAGAACUCUGUGAGCUGGUGAAAAUGUUGCCAGUUACCGAUGAUGGAAUGGUGGAUAAAAAUACCUUGUUCGAUUUUAUAAAAUCUUUUUCUGGCGGGCAGUGUUAUGUCUCUAAACUGGAAAACGUCCUGGAAAACAUGGGUUAUGACCUGGAGUAUGAGGAAGUUGAGUACCUGCGAAACUGCCUGCCAGCUGAGGAUGACAGCAAAGUUAAACUGAGUAAACUCAUGGAAAAUGCAGAGUCGUUUUCAGGAGUCAAGUUUAAUGCUGAUGAAGUAGAAGACGUUUUGGAAAACAUGGGGGUAGUACUUACACCUAAGGAACGCUGGGAGCUGCUGAGAACUCUGCCAAUUACUUCUGAUGGAAAAGUAUAUCACAAUCGGUUGGUAGAUAGUUUAAAGACUUUCCAUGGAGGAAGGAUUUAUGAAAAUAAACUAGAAUCCAUUCUAGAAAAAUUGAACUUGGAACUUGAAAAAAAUGAAAUAAAAGAUCUGCGGAACCAUUUGAAAACUGACAGUAGUGGAAAUGUUCCGCUGAAUUCCCUGAUGAAUUUAACAAAAUAUUUUGCUGGUGUUAAGAUUAAUGCCAGUGACGUACAAUUUUAUCUAGGAAAUGUAGGUAUUGAACUUACAAGUAAGGAAAGCCAGAAUCUGCUGAACACGCUGCCAUUGAAUGGUAGUAGAAGGGUGUUUAAGAAUAGGUUGAUGGACGGGGUGAAGAAUUAUAAAGAAGGAAAAGUCAAUAUGAAUAAAAUAGAUGAUGCUCUUGAAACCAUGGGAUUUGAACUUGAAGAGGAAGAAAUUGAAGAACUGUGUGAUUACCUGCCAGUUGAUGGUGAGUAUUUCAAAUACCAUAGUGCCCCAUAAGAAAAAAUUUUGUUU
Molecule: messenger RNA, 15015 nt
Organism: Trichechus manatus latirostris (Florida manatee)
Lineage: Eukaryota; Metazoa; Chordata; Mammalia; Sirenia; Trichechidae
Exons: 172
Coding region: 88-15000 (4970 amino acids)
Molecular function (GO): calcium ion binding
Source: RefSeq, a predicted model, not a curated record